CCCAAUUCAGCACGCCAAUGACGAAUCAGCAUACGUAAGCCCAUCAGGCCCAUAAAACAACUAUAUAAACGAUAUUUCAUCGUAACCUAAUUAGGGUUCUUGUGUCCGAUAUUGCGCAGCAUAUCUCUCGAAGAAAAAUCAGCAAUGGGAAGAAGACCCGCUAGGUGUUACAGGCAGAUCAAGAACAAGCCCUAUCCCAAAUCCCGAUACUGCCGUGGUGUUCCUGAUCCAAAAAUCAGGAUCUAUGAUGUUGGCAUGAAGAAGAAGGGAGUCGAUGAAUUCCCUUUCUGUGUUCAUUUGGUCAGUUGGGAGAAGGAAAACGUCUCCAGUGAGGCACUUGAAGCUGCACGUAUUGCCUGCAAUAAGUAUAUGACCAAGUUUGCAGGAAAGGAUGCUUUCCAUUUGAGGGUUAGGGUUCAUCCUUUCCAUGUGUUGCGUAUCAACAAGAUGCUUUCGUGUGCUGGAGCUGAUAGACUCCAAACUGGUAUGAGAGGUGCUUUUGGGAAACCACAGGGUGUAUGUGCCCGUGUAAGCAUCGGUCAAGUUCUUCUUUCUGUUCGAUGCAAGGAUGGUAACAGUCAGCAUGCCCAGGAGGCACUUCGUCGUGCUAAGUUCAAGUUCCCUGGUCGUCAAAAGAUCAUUGUCAGCAGGAAAUGGGGAUUCACCAAGUUUAGCCGAACUGAUUAUGUGCAAUGGAAAUCUGAGAACAGAAUCAUGUCUGAUGGUGUUAACGCUAAGCUUCUUGGAUGUCAUGGACCCCUUGCAAAUCGCCAGCCUGGGAGAGCUUUUCUAGAUGCUGUUGCUUAAGUUGGAUUUUUUAUUUGGUAUCAGGAUUUUUAGUGAAUCUAAACUCAGUUUUGUAUGUUCGCUUGAACAAGGUUUAUUUCAUCUUUUUCUAUGUUUUGGAUAUUGCAAUGAUAGAACAAUUCGUGAUUUGAAUUUUAA
Messenger RNA from Lactuca sativa (garden lettuce), 945 nucleotides. RefSeq names its product large ribosomal subunit protein uL16. Gene Ontology annotation, biological process: translation. The record is from RefSeq and is a predicted model, not a curated record. Gene Ontology annotation, molecular function: structural constituent of ribosome. NCBI's taxonomy places the organism in Eukaryota, Viridiplantae, Streptophyta, Magnoliopsida, Asterales, Asteraceae. Gene Ontology annotation, cellular component: ribosome.